Molecule: messenger RNA, 1089 nt
Organism: Peronospora farinosa
Lineage: Eukaryota; Oomycota; Peronosporomycetes; Peronosporales; Peronosporaceae
Source: the annotation of a GenBank genome assembly
AUGCUUCAGAACGACUACGGCUACUCGCACUACCAGUCUCAGCCUCAGCACCUCCAGCACAGUGGUGAGCGCCCAAAGCUUUUUGCCACGUCAAUCGACCACAAUGUUAAUGGUGGCGGCUAUCACGGCCCAAACAUGCACGACUUCCAGCAGCUCGUGCAUUCGAACAUCAUGACGCCGCAGCAUCAUAUGCAGACGCCCCAGCACCAGCAAACGCCGCACCAGCAGCAGGGAGACUUUGACCACGAGCCGAUUAUGAUGAACAUGCAACACCCUGGACAGUAUUACGCGCCGCCGCCCAUGACGGCGCAGAUGCUGCACGUGUCGACUGACUACAAUUCAGGCAGCUCCGUUGGUGGUGCCACACCUUCAAACUCGGGAUCCAAGCGCUCACGUGAGGAGCUCAAUAUGAAGGAGAAGAAACGAAUGUUCAAGCUUAACGACCGCAUCAGUCAGCUCAAGUCCUUGCUUGAUGAAGCCGGUGUACAGUCCAAGAAGAACAAGCAGUCAAUUUUGGACAACACGUUUCACUACGUCAGUAUGCUGCGCAGCAACCUCCUGAUUGCAAAGCAGAAAGCCGAAAGUGCCGAGAAACAGGCGGACAGCUUUCGAUUCCAGGCACAAAGUGGUGGUCCAAUGGAUGCUGUUUUUAAGCGCUGCUUUGACCAGUCGUCGACGCCGCGUCUUGUUGUGGACCAGAGCAUGCACCUUUUGGCUGUCAACUCGGCCUUCCUAUCGCAGACCGGCUUGACCAAAGACAAUCUCAUGGAUGGCAACACGUUACGUGCUAGUCUUUGUCUGGACAACAAUAAGCUUAACGCUGUCGUGCAGUCGGUCAGCAGCAGCAUGAAGCCGAUUAGCGCCAUUGUACAGGCGCAGGGGGCGGGUAACAACAUUGCUACGAUCACGCUAAUGGCGUCUGUUCUCACGAACGACGAUAAUGUCGUGACUGCCAUCGAAUUCAGCUUUGUGCCAUUUGAGAUUUCGUCCGACUUUAUGAACCCCAGCGGUGGCAGCUACAUGAAUGAGGUCAAGCAGGCAAUGCAUAAGGAGACCAGUCCUUCUAGCAUUAGUGACCUGGCGGUGUAA